AUGCUUAUAUCAUCUAUUCGAAAUAUCAAACAACAUUCAGCUGAUAGUGCUUAUUCGACAACAACCGCUGGUUCAGCUGAAUCAAAUUAUAGUCAACAAUCAUCGGAAAGUUUAGAUGGUGAAACAGUUGAAAGAGAACGAGAACCAAAAGUACCAACCACCACAAGUGGUCUAUCAUCAAUCAAACCUCGUGAUCAAACACGCUCAGCAACGGAUGCACUUGAACGAUGCAAAACAAAACCUGUUGCUUUUGCAGUUCGAACAAAUAUUGAAUAUAUACCAUCACCCGAUGAUCUUUGUCCUAUUUCCAAAGCAGCUAUUGCUUUUCAACCAAAAGAAUUUCUACAUAUAAAAGAUAAAUUUAACAAUGAUUGGUGGAUAGGUCGAAUAGUUAAAGUUGAUGCUCCACUUGGUUUUAUUCCAAGUCCAGCUAAAUUAGAAAUGAUUCGUAUACAAUCAAAUAGAAAAAAUAAAAAUCAACCACAAUCAUUAUCAAAUACAAUACCACGUAUCAAAGCAUCGACACAAAGCCUUGAUGCUAUCGAUCAGAAUAUUCCUGGAUUUGGUGAUGAUACAUUAGGCAAUGAUGAUGAUGGUGAUAGUCUUACAAAAUCAAAAUUAAAUAUUAAUACUACUAAAGAUAAAAAGAAACCAUUUUUCAAAAAGACUGUAAACAUUACUCCUUAUGAUGUUGUACCCAAUAUGCGUCCUGUUGUAAUUGUUGGUCCGUCUUUAAAAGGCUAUGAUGUAACUGAUAUGAUGCAAAAAGCUGUUUUCGACUUUUUAAAACAUCGUUACGAAGGUCGAAUAAUUAUAACACGUGUAGCAGCUGAUAUAUCUCUUGCUAAACGUGGUCUUUUAAAUAAUCCAUCGAAAAUUGCACUUAUUGAACGUGGUACAUCAUCAAAUGCUGGUGCUCACUCAUCGGGAACAUCAUCAGGUACAGUAGGUCCCUUGGGCACAAACCGUUCAACUGGUAUAAAAGAAGUUCAUGAUGAAAUCGAACGUAUAUUCGAAUUAGCACGAAGUCUUCAACUAGUUGUACUUGAUUGUGAUACAAUAAAUCAUCCAACUCAACUACAAAAGACAUCUCUCGCACCAUUAGUUGUUUAUUUAAAAGUUGCAUCACCAAAAGUUUUACAAAAAUUAAUUAAGUCACGUGGCAAAAGUCAACAUAGAAAUCUUAAUGUACAAUUAGUUGCUGCCGAUAAAUUAACACAAUGUUCUGCAGAUAUGUUUGAUUUAAUAUUAGAACAAAAUCAAUUGGAAGAUGCUUGUAACAGUUUAGCCAGUUUUUUGGAUAUUUACUGGAAUGCUACGCAUCCAAAAUUAGACGAAAGAAACGAAGCUAUGCAUGAUUCAAUACAUGUGCCUCCACGUCCAACAGCCAACUUAAUCGCUCAUAUACCACAAAUAAUUCCUCCGGGAACAGUACCUGCUAUAACAACAACAGCUGCACGCCUUCUUCCAUCAUCACCACUUGUGAACGAUAUAACACAAUCGCAUCUAUUACCUCAACGAACACCAUCACAACUGUCAACUAGUAGAUACGGAACUGGAAGUACCGGAGGAGGUCUUCUUCAAAGGAGACCUUCAACAAUAACUCCUGAUUAUUAUCGACAAGCACCACCAGCACAACCACCGUUGCCACAACCACCUGUACCUGCCUAUGAUGACGAACGUUUUGCCCAUUAUGAAAUGGCCAACUUUCGAUAG
Messenger RNA from Rotaria socialis, 1716 nucleotides. NCBI's taxonomy places the organism in Eukaryota, Metazoa, Rotifera, Eurotatoria, Philodinida, Philodinidae. The record is from the annotation of a GenBank genome assembly.